CAAUUAAAGUUUGAGAUUCCCAGACCAUCGGGACACGCCCCCUGCUCGACUGAGCUGUACGCGACCUAGUAGGGGGAGGUUCCCAGUCUGCCCACUACCCCGCCUUCAACCUGGGGGUUCGCGCACGCCUGGGCUCAGACAGGAAGAGGGCUCUCAGAACCGUUCCCGGCCAGCCCUGCAGCCACAUGGUCUCCUGACACCCACCAGAAACCCUUAGUUGGGACAAGAAACCAGAGAAGGUGGAGGUCCUAAGUCCCUCGCGCCUCCCACCAAAAUAGUCCGACCGGCCGCUGCCACUAGCUGGCCAGCAACCGCGUGUCUCCACCGCGCGGUGCUCACCCUCGGGAAGCCAGAUCUUUCUUUGCCCGGGCUGCACCAAGGGAGCCCACCCGCUCUCCGCACUAACCUGGCCGCCACACACUCGCCUGGCUCCGCUGCGCGCGGCUUCCGGGUGUGCGCGGAGACGCAGGGGCGGUGCCCCAGCCGGAGUCGCCGGGUCCGCCCGCGCGUCCCGCCUUCUCAGCCCAGGGCCUCUCCUUCCUGCCCCAGAUGUCCUCCGUGGCUAGUCCCCUGUCUCCGGGCAAAGCCCACCUAGUCCACUGAGCAGACCAGAUAGCAGCUCCUGGGCUCCCCGUACGGAGCACAAGCGUACAUCUGCCUCUCUGAGCCCGGGGACGCCCUCUUUCACUUUAGUCGCAGUCGCAGAGAGCGGCAGGCCCCUCCCCUCCAGCCGCACCAUGGGGGAGCCGGUUGGAAAGCUGCCAGAGGAAGUGCUGGCGCUCAUCUUCCGCGACCUGCCUCUCAGGGACCGUGCUGUAGCUGCCAGAGUCUGCAGGGCCUGGGCUGUGGCUGUCAACAACAGCGCUGUGUGGUCUAAUACAAGCAUCAGUUGUGACUGUGAGCUGGAAGACUUGUUGCCACCGUAUCUGUCCUCCUGCCUGGACCACAUUCGCAACCUAAGGCUGGAAUAUGAACCGUCAAAGAAGCCCAGCCGCAGAACGGCCACCGAGCUGCUGACUGCUCUGGCCAACCGAGCCCCAAGGCUUCUAGGCCUGCGCUUGGAAUGCCGUGGAGAGAAGCCGCUUUUUGAUGCGGGCCGGGACGUCUUGGGCGCUGUGCACGCCGUCUGCGGAGCUGCUCACCAACUGCGCCACCUCGACUUGCGCCACUUGCCCUACACGCUGGAAGACACUCUGGUGCUUAAGGCUGCUGGGAGCUGUCCCGAGCUCCGCAGUCUUUUCCUGGACAACUACGCGCUAGUGAACAGCGUGCAGCCCGCCUCUGUGUUUAAGCUAUUGGAGGCCUGCCCUCACCUGCGCGCCCUUGGACUGCACCUUGCCAGUAUGUCGCGCGCCGCGCUGGAAUUACUAGCCGCUCCGCAUCGCGCCCCCUUUGCACUUCUGGCACUGAGGUGCGCGUGCCCCGAAGAUGCUCGUGCUUCCCCUCUGCCUGAUGAAGCCUGGGCGACGCUGAGUUGCCGCCAUCCUGGGCUGGAGGUGGAACUGGAGCUGGAGCCUGUGCUUCCAGAUGAGGCCGUGACGCGCAUCCUGCAACCAGCAGUACCAGUGGCGGUGCUGCGUCUCAAUCUCUCGGGUGACACUGUAGGACCGGUGCGCUUCGCAGCGCGCCACUACGCCAAGACUUUGCGCGCCCUCGAGGUGCGCGCGUCCGCAUCCUCCGAGCUGCACACCGCGCUGGAGGAGCUGGCGGCGCGCUGCGCGGGCUUGAGAGAGAUACACUGCUUCUGCGUGGUGAGACCCUCGGUACUGGACGCCUUCCGCGCGCACUGUCCGCGCCUGCGCAGCUACACGCUCAAACUAAAGCGUGAGCCGCAUCCCUGGCAGCCCACACUGGUGCGGUGAUAGGGCAAUCUCGCCGCUCCAGGACCGCGCGAACCCGAAGCCUCGGAAAGGCCUAAGCAAGUAGCGCAGGCACUCCCCAGCCGCUAGCCUUUUCUUUAGGGGCUCCGUUUACUAUGGUGCUUCUUGGGAACCGGGGCCUAAGAGAACAUCCAGAAUCCCAGGCACCAUAAAUUCAGCGAGCCUUCUCAGCCUCUCUGUCUCAGUCCACUCUGGGCUCUCCUUCCCCUCUGUGCACUCUCAUUAGCUCCGAGGCCCAGAGCUGGGGGAAGGGCAGGCACAAGUAGGAGCCAAGAGUCAAGGGUGAGUGUAAAGUAAAUAAAUCCUUUAAUAUUCCUG
Mastomys coucha (southern multimammate mouse) is the source of this 2198-nucleotide messenger RNA. RefSeq names its product F-box and leucine rich repeat protein 8 (gene Fbxl8). Bases 738 to 1862 code for a protein of 374 amino acids. Gene Ontology annotation, molecular function: protein binding. Gene Ontology annotation, cellular component: SCF ubiquitin ligase complex. The record is from RefSeq and is a predicted model, not a curated record. Gene Ontology annotation, biological process: SCF-dependent proteasomal ubiquitin-dependent protein catabolic process. The transcript has 3 exons. Lineage: Eukaryota; Metazoa; Chordata; Mammalia; Rodentia; Muridae.